Molecule: messenger RNA, 675 nt
Organism: Klebsormidium nitens
Lineage: Eukaryota; Viridiplantae; Streptophyta; Klebsormidiophyceae; Klebsormidiales; Klebsormidiaceae
Source: the annotation of a GenBank genome assembly
AUGCCGUCGGAACGGAAACCACGUGGUUCCGUCUCGGGAGAUCUGCCUGCAAGUGGCGCCCCAGCAGCACCGCCCGAUCCCUCGGACUCUUCAGACGAAUCCGAGGGAUCCCCGGAAGGGGAUUUCCCGGAUGACGUCAUCCCCCCCGAGGAGUUUCCCUUUGAUGCGGAAACCGAUCCUCCAGACGAUCCGGGAACCCUCGAUCUCCGCAGCUGGGAACGGGAAGCUCAAGGGGUUCAGGCCAAGGAGCCCCAGAUUGAUCCUCCACUCAGUCAGCGGCAAAACGUCAAGGACGUUCUCGACCGCUUGGACGACCAACCGGGAGAGCCCGGGGCAGAGCACGAGACGGCGCUUCUGGCAGAACUGGACAACUUGCAGUCGGCUAUCCCUGAUGCAGCUGACUUUGUGGCAGGGAAUUUCUCCACGCAUCUGCCGGCCUGGGAAGAAAUGUUAAAAACAAACCGGACCAGGUCCGCUCGGCGCGUCCUCAGCUGGCUACGCCAUGGGUUCAAACCGACCUUCGCCCGACCGGAACUAGCGAGACCGGAAAAGCGGAAAGUGGUGCUAAGCAUGCUCCAGAAGGAGUAUCCAAACCGAACCCCCGGGGAGUUCCUCACCGGAACCCAGCCGCACAAAGUGGCGUUUCGGAACCACCAGUCCUUUUACAAGCACUGU